UCUCUCCCCUCUUUCUGUGGAAAAAAUAGCCGCGAGCCUCAUUCCAUCUAUACCUAUAUAUAAAUACAAUAGCUCGACUUUAUUUUUUUUUUACCUCCCACCAACUGGUUCGUGGUUCCACUUCCACUCAUCGAGCUUUAGAGAGCACCUAAAUUUCCAAAAUCCAUACACUUGUCUGCCCUGCGAUUCCCUCACCUGGAUUUCAUUUAUCGUGAUUCAAGUUUUCUAACUUAGGUUUCUAACAUCUCUAUUGAUUUUCAGUGUUCUAUCGUUUUAUUGAUAUUCUGGGAAUCACAAAUGUCGGAGAAGUUCUCGCCGACUCUGCGGAUCGGCGAUCUCAAUGAUUUUAUCGCUCCGUCGCAAGCUUGCAUUGUUUCUCAGAAGGGUCUGAUACUGACGAAGCGGGAGAAAACAGAGAACCAAGAGAAGAUUGGUCCUCCAUUCAAGCCCUCACAAACAGAACCAGUUAAAAUUUCACUUAAAGACUGCUUAGCAUGCAGUGGCUGCAUAACAUCUGCUGAGACAGUUAUGCUUGAGAAACAAAGUUUAGAUGAGUUCCUCUCUAGCAUCAGAUCCGGAAAGGCUGUUAUUGUCUCUGUCUCCCCGCAGUCAAGGGCUUCCUUAGCUGCACAUUUUGGCCUUUCUCCAUCUCAGGUUUUCAGGAAACUUACCACCUUUUUCAAGUCCUUGGGGGUAAAGUCUAUAUUUGAUACCAGCUGCAGUAGGGACUUAUCACUUAUUGAAGCAUGCAAUGAGUUUGUUGCACGGUACAAGCAGCAUCAUUCAACUGAUGGUGAAGGAUGCAAUAUGUCCCUUCCUAUGCUUUCGUCAGCAUGUCCAGGUUGGAUUUGCUAUGCGGAAAAAACUCUUGGAUCUUAUAUUCUUCCUUAUAUUUCCAAUGUGAAAAGCCCCCAACAAGCAAUUGGAGCUGCCAUCAAGCACCACAUUUGCCAAAAAAUGGGUUUUACGCCUGACAAUGUCUACCAUGUGGCUGUGAUGCCCUGUUAUGAUAAGAAGCUUGAAGCUGCUAGGGAUGAUUUUGUGUUUUCAGUGGAACUUCAAGGAGAAACUGGUGAUGACAAGGUUAUAAGGAUUACAGAGGUAGAUUCAGUCUUGACAUCUGGAGAGGUCUUGGAAUUGAUAGAGUUAAAAUCCACAAAUUUCAAGGUUUUGGAAGAGUCUCCUCUAGAUAGACUGCUGACAAAUGUUGAUGAAGAAGGACAUCUUUAUGGGGUCCUUGGAAGCUCUGGAGGUUAUGCAGAAACAAUUUUCCGCCAUGCAGCCAAGACACUCUUUGGAAAAGAGAUAAAAGGUCCUCUUGACUUCAAAACAUUACGGAAUUCUGAUUUCCGGGAAGUGACUCUAGAAGUAGAGGGGCAAACUGUUUUGAGAUUUGCACUUUGUUAUGGCUUCCGGAACCUUCAGAAUAUUGUUAGACAAAUCAAAUUUGGGAAAUGCAAUUAUCAAUUUUUGGAGGUUAUGGCAUGUCCUUCAGGUUGUUUGAAUGGUGGAGGUCAAAUUAAAUCAAAGCCUGGACAGUCUGUUAAGGUUUUGAUUCAAUCGUUAGAAACUAAAUACAUGGAAGAUAUUUUGGUAGCUGAUCCUUUUGAGAAUCCUUUAGUAAAGGGCUUGUAUGACGAGUGGUUAGACCAGCCUGGCUCUGAGAAGGCUAAGCGGUAUAUGCAUACAACAUACCACCCCAUUGUGAAAAGUAUUGCUUCUCAACUUCAUAACUGGUGAGCAAUUCUGUGUACUGCUCAAAUGUACCACUGGUGAGAAUUCUUUUGGUGCCCCCAAUUCCUGUCCAAAUGAACAACUCUGCUGCUUUGCCAUCUCUGCUCGGGUUCACUUCUGGUAGGAUGUGUCAUUCUUGCUAUCUGGUGCGACAAUGGAUAACCUUGUUGGUGUAUUGAUACUUUUGCAUUACAUGGCAAAGUGGUUUGACAUCCAAUUUUGAGAAGGGGGGCGAGAGGGAAUUGCUAUAAAUGCUGGAUCUCCAGACACUUUGUUUCUUUACUUAAUCAUGUUCAUACCUGUAAUCAAAUAAUUUUCUUGUUCUAUUAUUUUUCUUAUUUUGUUUUGUUUUAGAGGUAUUAAUGAGAGGGGCUGUGUCUAUUAACAUUAUUGUUUUCAUCUAUAGAUCUUAUGUAUCUACUCAAUGUAUAGUGCGUUAAUGAGUAGAAUUGCUUCAAGGAUCUACACUCCAUUGAGGUGGGGAUAACAAAAUUUAAAUUUCAAAUAGGGGCCUAAUAAAGGCAGAGAAAGUUGAUAUGAAGGUGAAUUGCUUCUUGAGCGAUGGUAGCUAUGUACUAUUUGUUGUUGGUCUUGA
Messenger RNA from Nelumbo nucifera (sacred lotus), 2329 nucleotides. RefSeq names its product ferredoxin hydrogenase (gene NAR1). NCBI's taxonomy places the organism in Eukaryota, Viridiplantae, Streptophyta, Magnoliopsida, Proteales, Nelumbonaceae. The record is from RefSeq and is a predicted model, not a curated record.